Molecule: messenger RNA, 910 nt
Organism: Oppia nitens
Lineage: Eukaryota; Metazoa; Arthropoda; Arachnida; Sarcoptiformes; Oppiidae
Product: syntaxin-12-like
Exons: 6
Coding region: 101-910 (269 amino acids)
Biological process (GO): vesicle fusion; vesicle-mediated transport; intracellular protein transport
Cellular component (GO): SNARE complex; membrane; endomembrane system
Molecular function (GO): SNAP receptor activity; SNARE binding
Source: RefSeq, a predicted model, not a curated record
UUUUUAUAWAUACUGUACUAUUAAUAGUCAUUUAAGCCUAAUAUUAAAUUUUUAUUAUUAUAAACAAUUGGGAAUUUAAUAUAUCAUACAAUUUGAAAAAAUGAGUUAUAAUUUUACGAGUUUAUCAAACUUAUUGAUCGCUAAUAUCCAACAAAUCUCAACAAAUGUUAAUACUUUGCAAAAAUUGGUCCAACAGUUAGGCUGUGAAUUGGAUACAAUAGAAUUUCGAAGACAAUUACAAACACUUCAACAUCAGACUAACGAUUUGGCCAAACAAUGCAAUAGUAAUCUACAAGAGUUGACUCGUCUCGGAGUUUCAACCGAUGCCACACAAAAUAGAAAUAAUAAAUUGAUGUGUGAGAAGAUCAGGAGUGACUUUUUGAUUAUAUUAAACAAAUUUCAAGAAAUUCAAAGAAUUGCCGCACAAAAAGUUAAAGAAUUUACUCCAAAACAACCAAAACAUGAUAUCAAUACUAAUCAAGACAAAAAUUAUGGUAACGACGACUUUAAUUUCGAGUCGACUACCCUUUCAUUUAAAGAUGAACACCCUAUGGGUCAGACACAGACACAAUCACAGUUACAGAUGACUGAUCUUCAAGAGRAAAGAGAUCGCUUGGCUAUCGCUGAACAACAAAAUGAAACGUUUAGACGUCUAGARGCAGACAUAGUAGAUGUGAACCAAAUAUUCACUGAUUUGGCCCGUAUGGUACACGACCAGGGUGACAUUAUUACAACCAUUGAGGGUAGUAUUGAUGACACACAUAUCAAUAUUGUUAACGGCAAUCAACAGUUACAGAUUGCUGCCGAUUAUGCCAUGAAGGCCCGCAAAAAACGACUUUGGAUUGUUGUUAUACUUGUUGUUAUCUUAAUUAUAUUAACUAUUAUUAUUUAUUUUUCUGUUAAUCACUAA